Messenger RNA from Daktulosphaira vitifoliae (grape phylloxera), 1457 nucleotides. RefSeq lists its product as uncharacterized. The record is from RefSeq and is a predicted model, not a curated record. Bases 155 to 1291 code for a protein of 378 amino acids. Lineage: Eukaryota; Metazoa; Arthropoda; Insecta; Hemiptera; Phylloxeridae. The transcript is spliced from 4 exons.
AAUUAUUUAAUCGCGUGACAAUUUCUGGUUAAGAAACAAUAAAAAUAUUAUCUAAUCUAUCAUCUCUAAAUUUAUCCUGCAUAUUUAUAACUUAGUAUAGACUACAGUAGCAUUUCAUUACUUAUUAAUCGGUAGCACAAAAAUAUAAUUAAAAAUGAAUAAGGAAAGACGAGUUGGACGUCGUAGUGUUGUGCAUAAUUUAGUUAAAUUAACUCCUGAAAAUGAAAAUGAAGAUAAAAGAGGAGCCAAAAAAGCAUUGUUUGAAAAAAAUGUAGAUGAUGAUGCAACUUUUGUCAUGAGUAGAAGACCACUUAACCCUUUGCAUGAAAUUAAUAAUUUUCUUUCUUCUACCAAAUCAAAAAGUCAUGAAAAUAUUCAUACUGAAGAUAUAUAUGGUACACCAGCGUCAUCCAAUGAUAACUAUAUUAAUAUGUAUGGGCAUUUUAAUAAAAUUCCUUUGUCACCUCCAAAUAGAACUGGUUUCUUUGAAGCUUCAAUGACAAAAAACCUUAAAAAUGGUGAACUUAAAAAUCCCAUUCUUCAAUCUAAAGAAUUAUUUAGUACUUUAAUUGAUUCACCUUGUACUAAAUAUGAAAAGGUACAAUUUAAUAAUGCUUUAUCAUCUGCAUCAAAAUACUUGUUAAAUCGUCAUUUGGAGUCAAUUGAAAAAAAUGUUGAUAAGUUUGACUCAACAUCACCGGAUAUUGUUUUGCCAAAAUCUUCUCAAAAUCUGAAUAGUUUUAAAUCUGAAGAAUUUAAAACACCAUACCAAGUAGAUUUAACAAUUACACCUGAAAAAAAUGUGUUUCAACCAGAAAAUAAAUCAUUAUCAAGUGACAUUGGACUUUUGAUUGAAAAUAUUGAGAAAUCAAAAGCAAAUCAGCUAAAAAAUAUACGAGAGAGCAAAAUACAAUGUUGUAAUAUGCUCAAAAAUCGUUUUAGAGAGAUUGAAUUAGAAAUAGAAAAACAUUUUGGAACAAUUGAAAGUGAUAUUAAUGAAGAUUAUGAAAAAUUAAUAAAUAUUAUUAAUGAAAAAAAAAUUGAAAAUGAAUCAACUGUACAAAAUUCAGUGACUACAGUAAAGGAAACUGAUACUAAAAAAAAAAAUUAUUCAAGAAUGACUGGUGCUUUUGGCAUACUUAAUAAUUUAAAUACGGAAUGUAGUUUUUUAAAAACUCCAAAAACUAAAGGAAAAACCAGAGAAGAAAUGCUAAGUAAGGGAACAUUGACGCCAAGUACGAUGUCAUUUGUAUUACAAGAACAAUUAUUGAGUUUAGACAACAGCUUGUAAGGUAUAAUAAAGAAAAAAUAUAAAAUUCCUCAAUUGUUAUAACUAUAACUCUAUAGCCCAUAUGGAUUUCUUUUUAGUAACUACCGUAACAUUGUUUGUAUAGUAUUGACCAUAGUAAAAUUAAAAUAUAUAACAUUAAUAGAGUAAACAACAUUUUGAAUUUACA